Molecule: messenger RNA, 2801 nt
Organism: Fundulus heteroclitus (mummichog)
Lineage: Eukaryota; Metazoa; Chordata; Actinopteri; Cyprinodontiformes; Fundulidae
Product: heparan sulfate glucosamine 3-O-sulfotransferase 3B1-like
Exons: 2
Coding region: 1-702 (233 amino acids)
Molecular function (GO): [heparan sulfate]-glucosamine 3-sulfotransferase activity
Source: RefSeq, a predicted model, not a curated record
AUGUCGAGACAUCGGUGCGCCCUCGACGACGCUGUUGCUCUUAUCGACCACUUCCUUCCUGUUCCCCUUCUGCUGAUCUCGGAUCUGAUGCCAAAAACCCUGGAGGGCCAGAUCACCAUGGAGAAAACACCCAGCUACUUCGUGACCAGAGAGGCUCCGGCGAGGAUAUCCGCCAUGUCCAGGGACACCAAACUGAUCGUGGUAGUGAGGGACCCUGUGACCAGAGCUAUCUCAGACUACACGCAGACUCUGUCUAAGAAGCCUGACAUCCCCUCCUUUGAGAGCCUCACCUUCAAAAACAGGACUACUGGGCUCAUUGACACCUCAUGGAGCGCGAUCCAGAUCGGCAUCUACGCCAAGCACCUGGACAACUGGCUGCAGUACUUCCCCAUGGACCAGAUCCUCUUUGUUAGCGGCGAGCGACUGAUCAGCGACCCGGCCGGAGAGCUGGGCCGCGUGCAGGACUUCUUGGGCCUCAAGAGGAUCAUCACGGACAAACACUUUUACUUCAACCAGACCAAGGGGUUUCCGUGCCUCAAGAAGGCGGAGGGCAGCAGCAAGCCCCACUGCCUGGGAAAAACCAAAGGGAGAACCCAUCCGAACAUCGACCCCGAGGUGGUGCAGAGGCUACGGGACUUCUACAGGCCCUUUAACAUGAAGUUCUACCAGAUGACGGGACGUUUUUUUGGCUGGGAUAACUGAAUGUCUUUUUGUGUUUUAUAAGGUGGAGUGACAGAAAUCCAGUUUGGGGUGUUAGACAUAAACUUGAUGGUAUGAGAAUUUGACACUUUGUGAUUGAAGUUGGAUCGCAGUGAGGGUAAACGUAUAACUAAAUUUAGUUUUGUCUCCUUAUUAAAAAGUUGUUUUUAAAAAUUGAAAUUUACUUUGAUAUUAAAGUUUUUUUUAUUCCCCCAAAAUUUAAAUAUAGAUACACUUGUGUUGUACAUACAGUAUACAUAGCUGAAUCCCAACGUUGAACUUUACAUACAGUAUAAAAAAUACGUAUUUUUUUCUUUCUCACUGUAUGACGUUAAAUCAGACUAAACUUUUCCUUUUGUGGGUGAUUUAGAAUAAAAAAAAGUGUUCCAAUUUCUUCAGAACUAAAAGAAAAAAUUAUCUGAAUUCAGAAAUAUACAUACAUUUCUUGAAUACUUAGUGGAAUUGCUCUUUAAACUUGGGUCAGAGAGUUUGGGUAUUUUUCCAUCUAGUUUCUCACAAUAGCUUGCUAGAAUUUUGACCCAUUUUACCCGACAGAUCUGACGUAACCGUGUCAGGUUUGCAGGUUGCCUUACUCUUCUCUGUCCACAAAUGUUCUGUGGGACUGAGAUCAGAGCUUUAUGAUGGCCACUCCAAAACAUAUAACUUGUUGCCCUUGAGUCACUUCGUAAUUGAUUUAGAGGUAUGCUUCAGAUCAUUGUCCCUUUGGAGGAGACGUCUGCACCCGAUCUUUAACUUUCAGGCUGAUAUCUUGAGAUGUUCUUUCAGAAUUUCCUCACUAUGUUCUUUCCCUAUGAUGGUUUUUUUUUGAGAAGUGUGCCAGUCCCUCCUGCAGCAAAACAUUCACAAAACCUGAUGCUGCGAGCCCCAUUCAUAUGUUACUGUUUACAGUCCUAUUUUUUCCUCCAUAUAUAAGGUUAUCACACUAUUUGACACAUUACCAUAAUUAAAAUGUUUUUCAAUGAGUGAAUUUGUUAAAUAUGGUUUUGAUUUUGAUUUUGUUGAAGCUUCGAGCUUGUUCGUACAGAAAAGACUGUUUAACCAGCCUCAACCAGCGCCAUUCCUUUUCCUCAAGGGUUAAGAUGCACAUUUCUACACAAGGAAGCAGGGUGAGAAUGAAGUGUUGCCUUUAGAUAAAUCUACAGGUGUGCCCCCAGUUAAAUACUUUGUGAAUUUACCAUUACAUCAUCAUCUUGGCUUUCAUAGGUUAUUCAACACAAAUUUUUUUGUACGGAGACAUGUGAAAUUGGAAAAGUCACAUACUAUAUACACACACAUAUAUAUAUAUAUAUAUAUAUAUAUAUAUAUAUAUAUAUAUAUAUAUAUAUAUAUAUAUAAACUGCAUUCUCUAGGUGUCAUUCUCCUACCAUCAGGGCUCCUGUCACUCGUCAAUCAGCACUAACAUUAAGCAAUAUGCAACAGCUACGGAUGAAAAAAAAAAACAAUAUGCAAUGUUCCAUCAUCAGAAAUUCUUCUGACCUAUUCUUGCAUGUUUUUGUUGUUGUUCAAAGAUUCCAGUCCCGUCGCUCCAUUUCAUCUGCAGAAAUGUUUGAAAGCCCAGUGGAAGUGAGGCAGAGAUGAUGAGUAUUAGUAUAUGCAGUUCUUCUAAACGAUUGAAAUCAGGGGUGAAGUUAUGAGUUCCUGUUGUUGUUGUUUUUUUCUUUAAAUAUUAAAGCUUUUACAGUUUGCUUUGUUCUUAGUGGGAAUAAUAAGAACAGAUAAAGAUAUGUAUUUGUAUUUUUGAAAUGUAUUUAUUCAGAAAGUGUAUACGCGGUAUCUAUAUGUUUUGAUUAACUCAGCAACUGUUUUCUCUGAUUAUUAAGCCUCUCCAUUGGAGUUUUGCUAUAUGUUUUUUUUUUUUUUUUGUAUUUUCUUCAACACCUCACUUCCAGGUUAUUCAUUUUUGUAUGUUUUUGAAUGAUAUACGGAGAUGAAUGUGUUGCGGGAACACUUUGCUUCGUGCUCGGUUCCAGAGCGGCGACUUUGUUAUUUCAAGGGCCGUUUCCCCGUCCUCAGUUAAUGAAGCCACAGGCAAAGAGAGCAUUCAGUGUUACUUAACCAACACCGACUCCAAUGGGGGGGGG